Molecule: messenger RNA, 936 nt
Organism: Plectropomus leopardus (leopard coralgrouper)
Lineage: Eukaryota; Metazoa; Chordata; Actinopteri; Perciformes; Serranidae
Product: olfactory receptor 6N1-like
Biological process (GO): detection of chemical stimulus involved in sensory perception of smell; G protein-coupled receptor signaling pathway
Cellular component (GO): membrane
Molecular function (GO): odorant binding; G protein-coupled receptor activity; olfactory receptor activity
Source: RefSeq, a predicted model, not a curated record
AUGGAAAACAGUACUGUUUCCUUUUACUUCAACCUUACCAUGUUUGUGAAUGUUGGACCCUACUGCUACCCAGCCUUUGUCUUUUGCCUCCUGCUCUACAGCUUCAUUGUGUCUGCUAAUAUUGUCAUAAUACUGGUGAUAUCUCGAGAGAGAACUCUACAUGAGCCCAUGUAUGUCUUCAUCGCUUGUUUGUCUGUCAACUCUCUGUAUGGUUCGACUGGUUUCUUCCCCAGAUUCCUCAUGGACCUUCUGUCUGAUACUCACAUGAUCUCACAUUCUGCUUGUUUCAUUCAGAUCUAUGUAAUAUACACAUAUGCUUCCUAUGAAUUAACCAUUCUUGGCAUUAUGGCACAUGAUAGAUACGUCGCUGUGUGUAAUCCUUUACAUUAUCACAGAAAGAUGACCUCUAAAACAGUUUUUAAAUUGGUAGUACUGGCUUGGAUUUUACCAGCCUUUGGUAUUACAGGUUGCAUUUAUUUGUCUGCCAGGCUUCCUUUAUGUGGCAAUGAGAUACAAAAAGUGUUUUGUGCCAACUGGAAUAUUGUAAAAUUAUCGUGUGUCACCACUGUUGUCAACAAUGUUGUGGGUAUGCUUUUGACCAUAACUACAGUUUUCCUUCCCCUUUUUUAUGUCCUGUACACUUAUUUACAAAUUGUGGUUGUUUGCUGGAAAAGCUCAGCAGAAUUCAAAGGGAAGGUAUUGCAGAGCUGCCUGCCACAUGUUGUUUCAUUUGUGAUUUAUUCUAUUACAGCAUUUUGUGAUAUUGCCUUGAGCCGGUACAAUCUUGAAGAGAUUAAUCCAUUUGUGGCUGUUAUUCUGUCACUGGAGUUUGUAAUCAUUCCUCCAGUUCUGAAUCCUCUUGUGUACGGCCUUAAAUUACCAGAAAUUAGAAGGCAAAUUAUAAGGAUGAUACCUUGGAAUAAAAUAUUCCCCUAA